Molecule: messenger RNA, 3290 nt
Organism: Gadus morhua (Atlantic cod)
Lineage: Eukaryota; Metazoa; Chordata; Actinopteri; Gadiformes; Gadidae
Exons: 4
Coding region: 1202-2176 (324 amino acids)
Source: RefSeq, a predicted model, not a curated record
ACAUAGUCAAAGAAUAAAAAUACUUGUGUUACUUACCACUGACAUACAUAGAUAUAAUCCGUCCUGGACAUGACACAAUCCUUCCCUUGUUUGGCCAAUUAACUUUAUACGUUACAAAAGGAUCUUUUAAAUUUACAUCCCCUACCACCCAUGAUAUUUCGCCUAUGUCCACAGCCCCUUCAUCCGGAAAGUCAAAUAGUGCAUAUUUUGCCAUUUUCUUUAUUUUUCCGUAGCAAACUCACGACUAAAACUCACGACUCGACUGUCAAAUAUUCUCACGCGCUGCGAAUGCGUAGCAUAUGUUUACAACCGCAUUCGCGGCGCGUGAGACGCUCGCGGGUUUACAGUUGUCUUUUUCAGUUGUUCAGUUGUUGUUUUCAGUUUACAUUUGAUUGCAUUGACAGUCGUCUAACUGCAAAAUGUCACGAAAUUAUAAACGAUAUUUGUCCGAUUUUUCUAUACCUGUGCCAAAAACUACAAGAUGGUACAGAAGUCAAUUGAGAACAGAGGAACGGCCAGCAAGAUCGACCGAGGAGGUAAGAAAAACUGGAAUAAGAGCGCCUCCUUGCGACACUUUGUCGAAGUAAUUCCCUACAGCUAGGCUAACCUCUAUUUGUCCACUUGGCUUCCAGAUUGAUUCAAGGCCUUCAUUUGAAGCUGAAUUCUCUGAUGACGGAGACCUUGAUGAUCAAAUGAAUACACUGUCUAUGAUCGACUCUUCAGAUAAAGCUGAAUUCCCCUGUGAUGAUCCACCAGACCAUGUUGAGCAACCCGACUUGACACCAGAGGAUGGAACAAAUGAAACAGAAUCCGCUGAAAUGGAUGACGAUGAGCAGUGUUUCCCAUCUCUUUGCACAGAACAUCUUCAACGAUCCUGAAAUCCAAGAGCAACCCAUCUACUCUGGUGCAUCAAUUAACCGUGGACAGCUACUGUGCCUCAUUCUAGCCUUCAUCUUGAAGCACAGCAUUAGUGGCAGUGGAUUAAAAGAUUUGUUGGAUCUUUUAAAUAUUGUAGCACCUGGAUGUUCCCACAAGUAAAUACUACUUUGACAAAUCCUUCUUUAAUUUGGCAAAACAAUUCGAAAUUCAUCAUUACUGUAAAAUUUGCUCGCAAUAUAUAGGUAAGUUGUUUACCCCUUGCUGCAGUGACGGAAAUGUUGAUGAAAGAGUAAACAAAAAUGAAGGGUAUUAUUUUCUCGUAAUGCCCUUACGGCAACAACUGAAGGAGCUCUUCCAAAACACUACUUUCUACAAGUUCUUAAACAACAACAAAACAAAUAUGGGCAUGGGGGACAUUUACAGUGGAAGUAUGUACACCUCAAAACUUAAAACCUUUGUCGAUACCCUUGACAACAUUUCACUUAAAUUUAAUAUUGAUGGGGCUUCAGUUUUUAAAUCAUCCAAUUACUCAAUUUGGCCAAUUAUCUGCACAGUCAAUGAACUUCCAUCUACUAUCCGUGGAAAGUAUGCUCUCCUACAUUCCCUUUGGUUUAGUUCUAAACCCGAAAUGCCAACACUGUUAAGGCCAUUUGUCAAGGAAUUACAAGAGCUAUUCACAGAAGGGUUUUCUUGGCAUGACAACACUGGUCAUAAACACACCACAAAAGUUGCCCCAGGUGUCUGCAUAUGUGAUGCGCCAGCCCGUGCCAUGGUACAGGACAUGAAACAAUUUAACGGCAGAUAUGGGUGGGGGUUUUGUCUGCCUAUGGGAGAAAUAGAACCAAAGGGAAAAGGGUUUACACAUGUAUAUCCUCACUCUACUGAGUAUCCUCAACUAAGAACACAUGAUCAGACUACCCAUCAGGCAUCUGCUGCAAUACAAUCAGACACAGAUGUUAAUGGGGUUAAGGGACCUAGUCAACUGCUGCUACCUCCUAAUUUCGACAUUAUCAAACAUUUUGUCCCAGAAUAUAUGCAUAGUGUUUGCCUUGGUGUAACAAAACAAUUUGUCAGUAUUUGGUGUGAUUCAAAAAACUCUGCUUUGCCAUUCUAUUUACAACCGAAAAUAAUCCAACAGAUUGACAGUUCUCUCCUCACCAUACACCCACCACAUGAAGUCAAAAGAUGUCCAAGGUCAUUGUCCGAGAGACACUAUUGGAAGGCAUCUGAAUGGAGGGCAUUUCUUUUCUUUUAUUCCCCCAUUCUUUUGAACAGUUUUACCCCCGGUUUAUUAUAAUCACUGGCUAUUACUUGUCUUCUCCAUCUACACACUCCUCCAGGAUCAUAUCCAAAAAGCUGAUAUUUUGCAUGCUUCCUCUUGUCUUAAGCGUUUUGUUGUCGAGGUACAAGAGCUUUAUGGAAAAUGUUAUGUAUCUUAUAAUGUUCACUGCUUAACCCAUCUUAGCAACGCAGUUGACAUGUGGGGUCCGCUGUGGGCCAACUCUUCAUUUGUUUAUGAAGACACAAUUGGCACUCUUCUUGAAAUGUUCAAUGGUACACAGGCAGUCCCUGAACAAAUUUUAAGAGAUUUUUUAACACAAAAACACUAAUGCACCACACUGAAUUAUUCAACAAUGCCAGUGAUGAUGUCUGUGAUCUUUUCAACAAACUUGUUAACAAAGACAAUGCAGUGUUAAAAUCAUACAAAGUAGGUAGUGGUGCUCGGGUUGUCGGGAAUUACACAAUAAGAGUAAUUACAGUGGGGGAGUCCAUUCUCUUUGGAAAUUAUAUAGAGGCCAGUGUCAAAGAAUUCAAGAGAUGUUUCAUCCACCACACUUUAUACACCACUGAAAUGUAUGCAGCAAAUUUUAAACGCAAUAAUUCUUGUGUGGCUCUAAAAAAGGGGAGCAUGGUAGCAUUAAAUCCAUACUACUUUGUAAGCUCAAUUGUGGUUGCUUAUCAGCAUGCAAGUGUGAAGAGGUGUACCUACACAUUUUUUGAUUAAAAAAGGAUUCCAGACAAUUAAGAAUCUAUGAUGAUUUUGCUAAGGUGAAUACUGCUAAGCAAAUUGUGAAGUUCAGAAAGACCCAUGAAAUACUUCUUUGCAAACCUAAUGAUAUUUUGUGCAAAUGCUUUUGCUACGUACACGAUGAGUCAAUUAUUCUUAUCAAGAGGCCUGUAUUAGAAAAUGUUUAAAGUUAGUAAGGCUUCAUUUGUACUCACUUUCAUUUUUAUUAUAUUCUGGCUCUUGUAGCCUAUGCAUGUUGUGCAUUAUGUUUUAUAUUUAUGUGUGGUUUAUGUUUCUACAAUAAAAUCUUCACAUAAUACAAAUAUUUGGCUUAUGUUUCACAUAUUCAUUUUAGGACAAAUUACAGAAUAAUGAAAAUAUAUAUUAAAAAAAGUAUAUUAUA